AUGGGUCAUCUCUUGUUUUCCUGGCUUUCUCUAUCUUUUAUUUUUUCCCUGGUCCAAGGCCACAUUUUCGACUGUUUCGGAAAAUGUCGCUGUUAUCCGGACCAGAAAAUUAUCCAGUGUCCCACAGAAUUGAGAAAUCAAUUGGGACUGUCUUCCAAGGCCGCGAUUGAAGGAUUUCAUGUGGAUGAUUUUAAAAAGGCAAAUCACCCGGAUUUCAAAGAGCUGAAAGUGGUCCCUGAGGGAACUUUCAAACCACUGACAACACGUGCUCCGAGAAAAUAUGGAAAAUCCAGGCCGAGAAGAGAUAUGGACAGUUGGAAUAGAUUCAAAGCGUGGCUCAUCGAUUUUCAGAGAAAAAUUCAAAAUAUGAGUCGGAGACAUUGA
Messenger RNA from Caenorhabditis briggsae, 384 nucleotides. NCBI's taxonomy places the organism in Eukaryota, Metazoa, Nematoda, Chromadorea, Rhabditida, Rhabditidae. The transcript has 3 exons. Bases 1 to 384 code for a protein of 127 amino acids. The record is from RefSeq and is a predicted model, not a curated record.